Messenger RNA from Pelobates fuscus (common spadefoot toad), 1301 nucleotides. RefSeq names its product chitobiase (gene CTBS). Gene Ontology annotation, biological process: oligosaccharide catabolic process. The transcript has 7 exons. The record is from RefSeq and is a predicted model, not a curated record. Bases 62 to 1171 code for a protein of 369 amino acids. Gene Ontology annotation, molecular function: chitin binding; hydrolase activity, hydrolyzing O-glycosyl compounds. Lineage: Eukaryota; Metazoa; Chordata; Amphibia; Anura; Pelobatidae.
GACCCUCCCCCUUGCUGUAUAAACAGGGCUGGUUGGGAUUCCAGACACUUCCUGCUGCAGAAUGCUACCACAUGGGACAUUCACUGCCUGGUUGCUGCUCCUGUCUCCACUCCUUGUGCUGCUGGGAGUAACCCUGAGCUGGGCUGUCUGUCCCUGUGCAGACCCAGCCCUUUGUGAUCCCAUCAAACACAUCCCAGACUUCGAGGUUUUUGUGUUUCAUGUUGGCCGAAAGUCAUGGAAGCUGUACGACUGGUCAAAUAUCACCACUGUGGCGCUGUUUGCACAAUAUGAUCCGGAACUCAUGUGUUUUGCACAUUCUAAAGGAGCCAGAUUUGUACUGAAAGGUGAUGUUCGUAUUACGGACAUGGUUGACCCAGAUAACAGAACGGCUUGGAUCACGGAGAAGGUAAAUCUGGCAAAGCAUCAAUUCAUGGAUGGAAUUAAUCUGGACAUUGAGCAGCCGAUCUUCAAAGGAUCGCCGCAAUAUUACGCAUUAACUGCACUGGUCAUGGAGACAACAGACGCGUUUCACAGAGAAAUUCCUGGGUCUCAGGUAACAUUUGACGUGGCGUGGUCACCUGACUGUGUGGACUUACGCUGUUAUAACUACAGUGCGAUUGCAUCUUCCUGUGACUUUCUGUUUGUUAUGUCUUAUGACGAGCAGUCCCAGAUAUGGACAGAGUGUGUGGCAGGGGCAAACGCUCCCUACAAUCAGACCCUGGAAGGUUAUGAUAAAUUCAUUAAUUUGGACAUUGACCCCAAAAAGCUUGUUAUGGGUGUCCCUUGGUACGGCUACGAUUACACUUGCUUGGAGUUAUCACAGGAUAAUAAAUGUGCUCUUUUUAAACGGCCUUUUCGGGGCGCCCCCUGCAGUGAUGCGGCAGGAGUCCAGGUGUCGUACCGUGCCAUCAUGAAGCAGGUGAAUGGAUCCAGUAGUGGAAGGCUAUGGGAUGAUCAGCAGAAAUCUCCAUUCUACAAUUACAAGGAUAAAUCUGGCAGUGUCCACCAGGUCUGGUACGAUGACCCUGAGAGCAUUUCUCUGAAAGUAGCUUAUGUAAAGACGGGUGGUCUGAGAGGCGUGGGCAUGUGGAAUGGUGACCUUCUGGAUUAUUCUUCGGAUCCUAGUGCUCAGGAACAAACUGCAGCCAUGUGGAAGGCGCUGCUUCCUUGACCCUUCGAUGACCAUCUCCCACCAGCUCUGUAAUUUGGCUGUCCGAGAGGCGGAUUAAAUAAACCUUCUUACAGUGUCUUUCAUUAUCAAUAGUUGAAUCUGAAUAAAAAUGCAACUUUAUUCACUAUUA